Messenger RNA from Zychaea mexicana, 2568 nucleotides. RefSeq names its product histidinol dehydrogenase-domain-containing protein. Gene Ontology annotation, cellular component: cytoplasm. Bases 1 to 2568 code for a protein of 855 amino acids. The record is from RefSeq and is a predicted model, not a curated record. Gene Ontology annotation, molecular function: phosphoribosyl-AMP cyclohydrolase activity; metal ion binding; phosphoribosyl-ATP diphosphatase activity. The transcript is spliced from 3 exons. NCBI's taxonomy places the organism in Eukaryota, Fungi, Mucoromycota, Mucoromycetes, Mucorales, Lichtheimiaceae. Gene Ontology annotation, biological process: L-histidine biosynthetic process.
AUGUUCAUUCCGUCACUGAACGUUGCGGAUCCAUCACAGGCCGCACUCAAGACAGCUGUGGGAUAUCUGGGAUCUGCUCUUAUUGAAGAAGCCAACGUCGAUGCUAUCAAGGCCUUGAUUCAAGAAACAGGCUCGACCUUUUACUGGGCUCAAGCCGACAAUGUCGACCAAGCUGUCCAACUGUGGGACGCUGGCGUUUACAAAGUUGUCUUUUCCGUUGACACCCUCGCCACUGCCGCUGACGAAUUGAACGGUGUUUCCGAAGAACGCAUUGCUGUCCAAGGCUCGCUUGUCAGCUUAAGCCAACUCACACAACGGCCCUCAACUUACAUUGUCGAGACAUCAAUCGGUGACGCUCUCAACACCGAAGCAUUGCACCAAUUCGCCGACUCGGUUCGCGGCCAGUUGCUUCCUCAGGGCGCUGAACGUCGUGUUGUUGUCAAUGCCGGCAGUGACAACUUGGUCACUUUGGACGCCAUUGCCAAGUUGGAUGCUGUGAAGUUGGAUGUGCUUGUUUCGGCAGCUCACUUGACGGUCCAAGAGGAGGAGCAAGGCAAGAUCAACAUUGGUCAAGCGUUCUUGGCUACGGCAACGACGGACCGUGCCGACGGAUUGUUUACGACCAUGGUAGUAGAUGAACGUAACACGGCUCUGGGUCUGGUUUAUUCUAGCGUAAAGAGCGUUGCGGAAUCUAUCAAGACAGGUCAGGGCGUCUAUCAGAGCCGUAAUCGUGGAUUAUGGUACAAGGGCGCUACGUCGGGUGCUACCCAAUCGCUCGUCCGUAUCGACUGUGAUUGCGAUGGCGAUGCUUUGCGUUUUGUUGUCAAGCAACACGGUGCUGGCUUCUGCCAUCUCAACACUCGUACAUGCUUCGGUGCCGAUACUGGUUUGAGUGCCUUACAAGCUACUUUGCAAAGCAGAAAGGAAAGCGCACCCGCUGGCUCAUACACUGCACGUUUGUUCAACGACUCUAAGCUUUUGCGCGCCAAGAUCAUGGAGGAAGCCGAGGAAUUGUGCGAUGCUACUGCCAAGGACGAAGUUGCCUGGGAAGCUGCUGAUUUGAUUUACUUUGCAUUGACAAAAUGUGUCAGCGCUGGUGUUUCGCUGGAGGAUGUGGAAAAGAAUCUGGACAAGAAGGCACGCAAGGUGACUCGCCGUCCUGGCAACGCCAAGCCCAAGUGGUCUGCACCUGCUGCUGCUUCUGCUGCUGCUGCUGCUGCUGAAGAGCCCAAGAAGGAGGAAGAAAAUGGCCGUAUUGCCAUGGAGACUUACGACUUGUGUGAUAUUUCGACUGAAAAGCGCUCUGAGCUCUUGCUUCGACCCAUUAUCGAUUCGACUGAGAUCAUUGGCCGUGUCACGCCUAUCAUGAAGGAUGUACGCAAGCGCGGUGAUGCUGCUUUGGUCGACCUCACUGCCAAAUUCGACCGUGUCCAGCUCGAGCGUCCUACGCUCAAGGCACCCUUCGACGAAAAACUCAUGCAGUUGGAUCCCGAGACCAAGGCCGCUAUUGACCAAGCCUAUGACAAUAUUUUCAAGUUUCACGACGCACAGAUGGAUCGCGACACUUUGACGGUUGAAACCAUGCCUGGCGUUGUCUGCACUCGCUUCGCUCGACCCAUCGAACGGGUUGGUCUGUAUGUGCCCGGCGGUACUGCUGUCCUUCCAUCUACCACCCUCAUGUUGGGUAUCCCUGCCAAGGUCGCCGGCUGUUCUGAAAUUGUGAUUGCAACUCCACCUCGUCCCGAUGGCUCGGUUGUUCCCGAAGUCUUGUAUGUUGCUCACAAGGUCGGUGCUUCGCAUGUCCUGUUGGCUGGUGGUGCACAGGCCGUCGCUGCCAUGGCCUAUGGUACCCAGACUGUGCCCAAGGUUGACAAGAUCUGCGGCCCUGGUAAUCAGUAUGUCACUGCUGCCAAGAUGGUUGCACAGAACGAUACUUCUUGCUUGGUAUCGAUUGAUAUGCCUGCUGGUCCGUCCGAAGUCUUGGUCAUCGCUGACAAGACCAGCAAUCCUGCCUAUACUGCUUCCGACUUGUUGUCCCAGGCUGAACACGGUGUUGAUUCCCAAGUCGUCCUCGUCGCUGUUGACCUGACUGAUGCUGAACUUGCUGCUAUUGAAGAUCAAAUCCAUAUCCAAGCCAGCCGUCUGCCUCGUGUUGAUAUAGUCCGUCAGAGUAUUCCCAAAUCGUACACACUCAAAGUCAAAACCUUGGAUGAGGCUGUCGCAUUCUCGAACGACUAUGCUCCUGAACAUUUGAUUUUGCACAACGAUAACCCCGAAGACUUGUUGCCUAAGAUUAUGCACGCUGGUAGUGUGUUUGUUGGUCCUUAUUCGCCUGAAAGCUGUGGUGAUUAUGCCUCUGGUACCAACCACACUCUUCCUACCUACGGUUAUUCCCGCAUGUACUCUGGCGUCAACACUCUUACGUUCGUCAAGCACAUCACCUCGCAGCAACUUACUGCUGAUGGCUUGAACCGCUUGGGCGAUACUGUGAUGCGGCUAGCUGAAAUCGAAGGUUUGGAAGCUCACAGAAAUGCUGUCGCUAUCCGUAUCGCUGACUUGAGAAAGUAA